ACACAAGAAAUGGCCAUAUGAAAGGUUGCGCAUGCGCGGUACUCGUCGCUUUAAAACAAGUCUUGAGGAGGGAACAUGAAGGCAGCUGCAGGUGGACUUGAAUAACAUCAGUGGUAUGUUAUACAAUCAUUAUUGACUCCAUAUAAAAAUGACAGAUACCCUACAGCCGUAACAACUUAGUAGUUACAACUGUUCCUCAUCAAACAUCGAUUACUUGCUCAAACUCAGUGGCUAGCUUUAGCGUGCUAGCAGGCUGUUAUUGUUUUUCAUGAGAAACCAAAAUGGAGGAGAUGGUUGGUGCCAGUGUCCUGCGCAGCCACUCCCGAGUACUGCCUUGGACCUGUGAUGGGGUGCAGCUCCAGCCUACAUGAGGAGUAGCUGUGGUUGAAUCGCACCGCCGAGGCGUUGCAGAAACGAGGGAGCCAAAUGUGUUCGCCAUGACUCUGAGGUCCACGUUGUUUCCAAAAGCAGGAUUCAAGCACAACGCCGACAGCAUCGACUUUGAAGCUCCCCACAUCGGGACCGCUACCGUCAGUCCCGUGAGCCUGAAGAGGGAGUGCUGUGACUUUGUUAUAAAUGUCCAUGACGCACAGGACGGCGCGAUCCCGAACAAGGACGUAGACCAGAAUUAUAUGACUAGUAAAGUUGCUAUUGCUGCAACAAUAGCAGAAGCAGUUCAAGGAAACAACACAACUGUAGGGGUAUUGUCCCCUGUCAGACAAAUGGGGGGUGAGGGAACCCCAGUGAAAGGUAAACCCCUCUCUGACAAUAUGGAUAACCCUCAGAUGGUUUUAAACAAUAACCCUAAAGAUGCAGGGGCAGAUGACAGCGCCAAGGGGGUUGUACAAGGAGUUCUUGGUUCUGCCUCUAUAGAAGUCUCAUCUGAGGGAAAAUGGAGGAACAUCAGGAAGACGCCGGCCAAUCCUCACACACAGGCCAAUUGUCUCCGUCAGAUCCUGCUUCUUCAACUGGACCUCAUUGAACAACAGCAGCAACAACUACAGUCCAAGGACAAGGAGAUAGAUGAGCUCAAAGCAGACAAAGAAACAUUGCUGGCCCGUAUUGAGCGCAUGGAGCGUCGCUUGCAGCUCACAAGGAAAGAUGUGCCACGCGACAAACGUCUUUUCCAGCCUCUGGAGCCUUGGACCCCGGAUAAAGAAGACAUUUGGGAUCUAGAAGUAGAAGAGAGUUCUCAGCCAAAUCCACCCACUCCACAAAAUUUUCGUAGUAGCAAAGGCCAAAAAAGAAAAUCAUGCUUUGGAGAGAUAAAGGUCCAGAAAUCAAGGUCAAAAGGUGCAAAGCUCAGUCCUAAGUCAGAGAUUGAGCCUGGGUCGCCUCUACAGCGAGAGCUGCGUAGUAAAGAAACCCCAGAGAAGAUGCUCAGGUGUGGCUCAGAGAAGGACAUGCUCCAGUGUAAAGAGGACCCCGAGCUCAGCUGUCAGAUGGAGGAUCUACCCUUCAUGUCAACAACAGAGAUGUACCUCUGUUGUUGGAACCAACCUCCCUUGUCCCCUCUGCGAGAAACUUCCCCUAAAAAGGAGGAAGAGGUGGCCAUUCCGUCCUGGAGGGAAAAUCACAUUGAGCCCCUGGAGGAGGACCCGUCUUUUAUCCCUCCUGAGGCCCUGGAUGACAACAUAUUUUUGAAGCGACAUUCAAAGUUGGAAUUAGAUGAGAAGAGAAGGAAGAGAUGGGAUAUACAGCGCAUCAGAGAGCAACGCAUGUUUCAGCGUUUGCAGCAGCGUAUGAAUAAGAAGAAAGUGCAGGAAUCUGAGCCAGAGCUUUCCUCAUUCUACCCUGAAACUGAAGAUGUUGAAGCUAUAGUGAUUACUCCCUUCCUACCUGUCGUUGCAUUUGGCAGACCAUUGCCCAAACUCUCUCAACAGAACUUUGAGCUGCCUUGGCUGGAUGACAAGAGCAGAUGCCGUAUAGAGGUGCCGAAGAAGCAAACUCCACAUCGGACCUGUAGGAAGUGAAGCUUGAAUGUCAGAUUGCACUGAUCAGUCUUGUCUAGAGCAAAGUCACUGCUCAGUGGCCAUGUAUAACUGCUGUCAGUUUCACAAGGAAGUGUUGUUUUUAGUUGCAUCAACCACAACAGAUCAGUGUCUGCUGAAAAUAAUAACAGGUGAUUUCUGCACCAGUUGGCCUCUCAUACAUGUAACAGUGGGACUAAAGGCUUGAUGCCGCAGUCUUCCCAUUAGCAGCUGUUAUUAUGAAAACGUAUCAUAUUCUGAUUGAAAAUGUUUGCAUGUGGUAGAAUCCAAAUACACUUUAUUACGGCCUACUCACUGACAUUGAUUUUAAGGUCCUUUUAAAACAGAACAUUCAUACAGGUUAAAAAUACAAUUGGAGACUUCAAACAUCAACUCAUUAACUAUUUUGACUGAAAAUGUACAUGUAUGGCAGUAACAUAAUAUAAUCAGUUACUACGCUCUUCAAAGGUAAAAAAGUCAAAAUUUGACCGUAUUGUGCUGUGUAUUGCUUCUAUUAACAUGCAGAAAAAACAUCAAUAGAUGUUAGAUGUUAUACCUGGGCUUGAACCACAUUCAGCAUGAUGCCAUUAAAUGCAGUUCUUAAUCUAAUACCCACAACUAUAUCAAAGUUGUGUCUUGAAACAGAAAAUAUAUUUUUGACAAAGCAAUUUAGUGUGACAACAAGUGAUUGAUUUUGUUAUUUUAUGUGAGUUGCAUGAACUGUUUCAAAACAGUAGCAUGGUGAAUUCAAGAUUUGAGUGUUUUUUUCCAAAACCUUUUUUUUUUUACUUGAAAGCAUGAAAACAGGUGAGCGCUAUCGCUGUAUUCAUACAAGUUCCAAGUAAAAGCAGCACAACUUGGGUUCGGAUUUUUGUGUUAAAGAUUGUUCAAUAUGCUUAUGAGCCUGUAAUUAUUAGGCAUAUCUUGUAUGCAUUGGUGUAUAAGAAUGCAGUUAGCUGACAUUCAAAAUAGCCUUGUCAAAAACAAGCUGCUCUAGCUGUAGUAAUAGCAGUGCAACAUGCUGCCGGUUAAUCUUUGUCGUCAAAGUGAUUGGUUAUUCUAACGUUCGUCACUGCUUUACUCACUUGUUUCACGAUGCAAUUGUUCCUACAGCUUCAGUACAACUGUCUAGCAUACUGUAUGUGUCAGCUGAUUUUGGAAAUACAACAUUGAUCUAUUUGUAAAUAGGUAUCAGACAAAUGUACAUAAACAUGGCUGUUAUUUUUUUAUUAUUUAAUGUUGAAGUGUUCAGUACAUUCAAUUGUUCUAUGAUUGUAUGUUGACAAAUGGACAGAUUUGAAAGUUACAAAUUACAAUUUUCAGAAUAAAACAGAUCUAGUCUAAA
Messenger RNA from Periophthalmus magnuspinnatus, 3315 nucleotides. RefSeq names its product MSL complex subunit 1b (gene msl1b). The transcript is spliced from 9 exons. Lineage: Eukaryota; Metazoa; Chordata; Actinopteri; Gobiiformes; Gobiidae. The record is from RefSeq and is a predicted model, not a curated record. Bases 438 to 1973 code for a protein of 511 amino acids. Gene Ontology annotation, cellular component: MSL complex.